GGGGGGCGUGGCGGGGGUGACGGAGGCGGGGUCCGGCCUGGGAGAAGAGUCGGAUCCAAGCCUGGGCCUGGGAUCCCCGACCGGUUUCGCCGUGCCCCGAGCUGUCGUAGCGCAGCGGCCCGAAAGUCUCCCCACGCCUCUCCGAGCGCCAGCCCGCGGCCCUCGGCGUCGAGCUCGGCGGCGUCCGGCCUCCAGGCGCGUCACUGGCCGCCAUGGCCGCCUCGGGCUUGCGGGCUUUGGGGGCGAAGGGGCCCGGCUGGCUCCGGCGCGGCCCGUGGGCUCCGCUCGCAGCCGGCUUCUAGCGGGGCUCGGCUGGGGUCGGGCGGCCGGAGCCGGGGCCGCGACUCACCAGCGCGCGGCAGCGGGACGGCAUCAGGAGCAUUGUCCUGAACAAUCCAAAGAGAAGGAACGCACUGUCACUGGCAAUGCUGAAAUCUCUCCAAAGCGACCUUCUUCAUGACGCCGAAAGCCGAGAUCUGAAGGUCAUUGUCAUUUCAGCCGAGGGGCCUGUGUUUUCCUCUGGGCAUGAUUUAAAGGAACUGACGGCGGAGCAAGGCCCGGAUUAUCAUGCUGAAGUAUUUCGAGCCUGUUCUGAGGUCAUGAUGCUGAUCCAGAACCACCCGGUCCCCAUCAUUGCCAUGGUGAACGGCUUGGCCACCGCUGCCGGCUGUCAGCUGGUGGCCAGCUGUGACAUUGCCGUGGCAAGUGACAAGUCCUCCUUUGCCACACCAGGCGUGACCAUCGGGCUCUUCUGCUCCACCCCCGGGGUGGCCGUGGGGAGAGCGCUGCCGAGGAAGGUGGCCUUGGAGAUGCUCUUCACCGGGGAGCCCAUGUCUGCGCAGGAGGCCCUGCUCCACGGGCUGCUGAGCCGGGUGGUGCCCGAGGAGCGGCUGGAGGAGGAGACCAUGCGGAUAGCGAGGAAGGUGGCCUCGCUGAGCCGGCCCGUGCUGUCGCUGGGCAAAGCCGCCUUCUACAGGCAGCUGGCCCAGGACCUCAGGACGGCCUACCACCUGGCCUCCCAGACCAUGGUGGACAACCUGGGCCUGCCUGACGCGCAGGAGGGGAUCCAGGCCUUCCUCCAAAAGAGGGACCCUGUCUGGUCACACUGAGCAGCCUCAUCAGGGCAGCUGGGAGCCCCUGAGCCCAGAGGGCGGUGCUCAGGACCCCUCCCCCUCGCUGCCUUCGGACCCCCAACCACCGCCACCGCUGCCUUGUGACUGUCACGGUCUGCCUGCCUUACAGCCUUGGUGAUGCUGUGGGUGCCCACGGUCCGUACGAAGAGCCACGACUGCCUGGGGAGAGGGUGGCUGGAGAGUCAGGGGCUGCCUUAGGGGAUGGUCUCCGGGCACCUCUGCUGAGCCAGCUGCCUGAGGAAGCGGGGGCGAGGUGCUCCCACCCACGACCGUGGCCAAGGGGACACCCCCAGGGGAGAAGGUGGUGGUGAUGUGGGGCCAAAUGGAAGGACUUGGGCUGACUCAGUGACAGGAGGCUCCCAAGGUGGAGGCAGUGCCCGCGCCCAGGACAGGGCAAAGGCCUCAGACCUCCGCUCUGAAAAUCGCCUGGAUUCUAUCGAGAAGUAGCCGUGCCUGUGGCUUUGGGAUAAUCUUACGUGACUUUUAAAGAUGACCUAUUUAGAGAGACUGUAAGCUGGCUGAGAGAAGGACGUCAGCGAAGCCUUCGAUGCCGGUACCCAUGGACAUCCAGGGGGGAGGGUCCCUCCCGGGCGCGGACCCUGGGCUGAACCUGAGGAUAGGGGCUCCGGGGGAGGAGGGAGGAACACGGAACAACCCCUUCCAGCCACAAAGAGUCACCUGCUCCGGACACACUUCCAUCCCUGCUCAGCUUCUGGCAGAGAAUCCAAACUAGCAGCAGACACCCGAGAUCCCUGACAGCGAGUAUCAGCAUCGACUCCCUGACAGCGAGUAUCUCGCUUUCUCGCUUCCGGUCCAAUUAGGUCCCAGAAAUGCCCGCAAUCUCGUGUCCACCAGCUCAUACCUGGGGCUGAUCAGUUUUUAAGGCUUUUUUUUUAAAAAAACAAACAAAACACCUAUGAGGAGAAUUUGGCCCAAAUGCAAUGGGUACCAGAGAUAGAGAGCCAUGUCUGCCAGGUGGUUCUCAUUCUGAAGGGGGGUCACCCAGUGGGUUUCUAUUGAGGCUGGCUUUUUCUUUUUCUUUGCCAGAGUUUAGAAAGGUGGAAAAGAGUGGUUUUUUUGGAAAGGAGGAGCCUGAAACUAGAAAGAUCACGGGAGCCAGCGUUCCCUGGACACAUACCUUCUCAGUGAGCUCCACUGGAACCAGCGCCCCCACCACCACCUCCAGCUUACAGGGGGUGGUUGAGACCCGGGAGAGUGAGGUUCAGGCUCUGUGUACCCCAUGAAGCCGGCUGCCCAACUCCUGCCCCAUGCAGCUCUCCAGAACCCAGGGCUGGACUGGGUGCUCCUGCUGGAGACCUCUGCCAGCUCACGGAUCUGACUGCCGCCCGACCACCUGCGGAGUUUUUCCUAUGAUAACGCUGAUAAACAGCUGGCUGAAGUCCCAAGCCAGUCUGCCCAGGACUGGGGCCAUCGUGAUCGGCUCCAAAAGAACGCCACCAGCAGGGCCCUCCGGUUUGCCCGCCCUGGGAGCGGCCGUGUGGCCUUUGCCACGGUGAGGAGAGGGUGUGAUAAACUCUCUGGGCUUUGGGGAACGUUACCAAAGCCUCCGCAUACAUUCGGCAAAUGAAAACCAAAAGCUGGCUUUCCAGUUCCUCUGCAAGCUGCACAACCACAGCCCCACACAGGAAAUCUCAGGCCUCGAGGGCCUCCCAGCCCACGUGCCCACGGGGACCCGCCAUAAAUCCUAAUAAUGACCGAUGCGGAAAAGAACCGAGAAGGAUACCCUGCCGCCCAGCCAGAAGCGCCACAUAACUCAUCCCCAGGGCAGGUACAGAUUGGGAGUUAAUUUGCAUGCCUGCUUCCUCCGCUGGGAGAAAACCCACCCAUCACCGCACACCGAGGCUGCCUUCGGGAAGCCUCAGGCGGUCCCCUGUCCCUCUGCACCGUCACUCCUCAGGGAGCUUUGCUGAGCUCAGCCCAGCCGUCCAGGCACCCGCAGUCGGGCCAGAAGGUCAGUGCGGUGGGCAUUUGCUUCCGCCCGGCUCGGCUCGGCUCACCUGAGCCCCACAGAAUGUAACCAGAAGGAGCAAUGACUGAUUUUACACCAGUGGGUGUGGGGGCCGUCAGGAGGUUUAAUGAGCUGAGACCCCUGCCAGGCAGCCCCCAGAAGUAGCUCACUGCCCCCCGAGGCUCCGAGAAGUCGAGGCACUGGCCGCGCGCAGACCCGCCUGUGGGUUUAGACCUGCCUGACUCUGUCCCGUGCCCCGGCUGCUAUCCUGGUUUCCUCCCUCUGCACCAAAAAGAUUACCGGAGAGACCGGCCUGGAGAGACCGGCCACUCAGAAGUGGCAGAGCCAAGGCAACACGGCUUUGCUUACCCCGGGGGUCCGAGAGAGUGUGGAUCCGACUUCGCAGACGUUCAAGUCCCCGCUUUGCCGUGGGACUGCAGGUGACCAGCCUCUUCCAGCACCCAGGUCCCCUCCCGCAGACACGACGCCGUGCGCCCCUUGUCCUCCUGCAUCUGGCGUCCCGGACUCCACAAAACCGGGACUGGAAGCUCGCACCGAGACCCGAAACAGGCAGCUCUGCUCAGAGAAAACGCUCUUCCAGACGGAGAGGCCGGGCCUUUUGCCCGAGAGGUGGCGAGCAGUGCAAACACCUGGUUACACAGAAGAGCAGUCAGAACGGGGGCCACACCUGCACCUUCUGAACCUGCACCUUCGCACGGGAAGACCCUAUGCGGGCAGAGCUCUGUGGGAACUGACGGCCACCCCAACCCUGCCUGGGCGCCCCCUUUCCUCUCCCCAUCCUCUGAGAACCACAGCGCUAGUGUUGCCUGGCGGGGUCCCUCCCCAGGCCUACUGCAGAUUCCGAUUUCUGGGGCCCAAACCAUGCAUUUAAAAAAGAUUUCUGAGUGAUUCUGCUGCCUUAGGGUGGAAAUGGCAGGUGUCUCUCCAGCAGUACCUGUGUUUUAAAAGUGGGAAUCAGUGUGGCCUUUGAGGUGGGGUUGUGGGCCGUGGUUGCUGGCUUGGAGGGGGCAGGGGAGGCUUGAACACUUCAGGUGCCUCUUAAAACCCACUUGAGCAGCUCUCAGGGCUUCAUAGGCCCCAGGUGCUCCCCACCCAGCACACAAAACAGGAUACACCCACAUCCUGCACUAUAUAUUCUUCUGUGUAGAGAAAGAGGUUGACUAUUUGCUUUUAAAUUGUUUAAAAAUAUUUGAUUAACUAAUGAUUAUUCUUUCUUGGCAAUCAUUAAGAGGCAAGAGCUCAAUUCAGCCUCAUGGAUGUUGACCUGUUACCGUAAAUAAAAGAUGAAAUUUCAGUCUU
This is a messenger RNA of Sus scrofa (pig), 4422 nucleotides long. RefSeq names its product enoyl-CoA hydratase domain containing 3 (gene ECHDC3). Gene Ontology annotation, molecular function: hydro-lyase activity. Lineage: Eukaryota; Metazoa; Chordata; Mammalia; Artiodactyla; Suidae. The record is from RefSeq and is a predicted model, not a curated record. Gene Ontology annotation, cellular component: mitochondrion.